Molecule: messenger RNA, 872 nt
Organism: Dimorphilus gyrociliatus
Lineage: Eukaryota; Metazoa; Annelida; Polychaeta; Dinophilidae
Source: the annotation of a GenBank genome assembly
ACACAUUAACGUUGAGCGGAAGUUGUUGAACACAGAAAAAACCAUUUUAGCUGUUUUAGAUUUUAAAAACUGGAUUAAAAACAUCGAAAUAAAAAUCGGUGCCAUAGAUUCACGCAAUGACAAUAAAAGAAUUUUUUGGCUGCGCGUUUCUGGCCUUUGGACCGGCAGUUUCGCUAUUUAUUUUUGUUGUCGGGAGGGAACCGAUUAGGGUAAUUCUCUUUAUUGCUAGUUCAUUCUUCUGGCUGAUUGCUCUGUUAAUAUCAUCUCUACUAUGGUUUGCUGUAGUACCUUUGCGAGAGAAACUUGCGUUUGGUUUAGUGUUUUCAGUUCUCUUCCAGGAGGCUUCCAGAUUAGCUUAUUAUAAAUUAGUUCAAAAGGCAGAAAAUGGUCUACAAAAAAUGAUGCAGGAUGGCCAAGCUGGGGCUGAUGAGGACAGUAAACAGAUAAAAUUUAUAAAGAAUCAUCACCUUAUGGCUUUAGUUUGUGGAUUAGCAUUUGGAAUGACUAGUGGUGCAUUUGCCUUGGUUAAUAUAUUGAGUGCAAGCGUUGGUCCUGGUACGGUCGGAAUUCAUGGAGAUUCAGAUCAUUUUUUUAUCACAAGUUCUCUCUUAACGUUUGCUUUUGUAAUGCUCAAUACUUUUUGGCAAGUCAUCUCCUAUGCAGCAUUGGAUAAAAAAUCUUAUUGGCAAGUGGGUGUCGUUGUCAUAUUCCAUCUUCUUGCGUCCUGCUUAACUCUACUUAAUAACCGUGAUCCCCCUAUCUACGCGGCAACUAUUACUCCCGCUUACGUCUUACUCAUUAUCUCUGGUAUAUGGGCUUUUGUUGUAGCUGGUGGUUCACUGUCCGGAAUCAAGGCAUUUUGCGGAUUCUAA